Messenger RNA from Colletotrichum karsti, 522 nucleotides. Its product is annotated as dsdna-binding protein pdcd5. The coding region runs from base 1 to 522 and encodes 173 amino acids. NCBI's taxonomy places the organism in Eukaryota, Fungi, Ascomycota, Sordariomycetes, Glomerellales, Glomerellaceae. The transcript is spliced from 4 exons. Gene Ontology annotation, molecular function: DNA binding. The record is from RefSeq and is a predicted model, not a curated record. Gene Ontology annotation, cellular component: cytosol; nucleus.
AUGCGAAUGUCAUCGAUCGUUCGCUGGCGGUCAGACCACUUGGCCGGCCGUGAAAUUUGGUCGCCCCGCGUUUCCCUGUACCAAACAUCAACACCAUCACAAAUUACGAAAAUGGACGACUCCGAGCUUGACCAGAUCCGAAAGGCACGCCUCGAGCAGCUCAAGGCGCAAGGCGGCGGCGGGGCGGGAGGAAGCUCCCCAGGCGGCUCGAACCAGCAGAAGCAAGCCGAGCAGAGACAACAACAAGAAGCCGAAGCGAGACAGCAAAUCCUCAACCAGAUCCUCCACCCAGAGGCGGCGGACCGCCUCGGUCGCAUCCGCCUCGUCAAGGAGCAGCGCGCCCAGGACGUCGAGAACAGGCUCAUCAUGCUCGCGCAGUCCGGACAGCUGCGCACCAAGGUCACGGAGGCCCAGCUCAAGGACCUCCUGACCGCGGUCGCCGAGAACAAGGAGGAGGAGAAGAUCGUCGUCAACAGGCGCAAGGGUUGGGACGACGACGAUGACGAUUUGCUGGAUUUGUGA